AUGAAGAGCAAGCCAAUGAUUAUAGAAAAAACACAAGUUGAUCCUCCUCGCCGAGUAUUAUUUAAUACGCUUGUAGAAGCAAACAGUAUUCCAUACCAUCAUUCAUUAUCUGUACCAACUGUCUCCAAAGUUUCUCGUCAAAUGUCAACUGGUUUGGUUACUCAUCAACAUAAUAAUAAAUCAUUACCCGUCGUAACUCAAGAGAUCAACCGUGAAACAUUCACUACAGCUCAGGAUGAAUCCACAAAACCAACUACUACUCAAAAUGUUGACAAAUUACUAAACAAUCAAACACACGCUGCCAAUACCGCAAAAAUUAAUCAACAUUAUCAGCCAUCAACAAAGACAACUAACUCAUGGUCAAAUGAAGUGAAUUUCAAAGAUAUACAUAACCAAACGUCGAAUACAAAUAAAAAGAUAUGCUCCAAUAAAAGUUGUUUCCGAUAUUCACCCAUCUGCUUAAUACUAUUUCCACUGGCAUUCAUUCUCGUCGCUACGAGUAUUGCUGCAAUAAUUGUCGCUGUAAUUACCGUACCUAAAACAACAACAACAAGAACAACCGCUACAACAACAACAGCAACGACAACCACAGCAACGACAGCUACUACAGCAACUACAACAACAACAACAACGACUACAACAACAUCGACGACAACAACUACAACAAGUACUAAAACUACAUCAACAACAUCAACAACAACAACCACAUCAACAACAUCAACAACAUCAACAACAUCAACAACAUCAACAACAACAACGACAACAACUACUAAAACUACAUCAACAACAUCAACAACAACAACUACAUCAACUACUAAAACUACAUCAACUACUAAAACUACAACAACAACAACAACGACAACAACAACAACAACUACUACAACUACUAAAACUACUAAAACUACAUCAACUACAACAACUACAACUGCUACAACAACAACUACAAAAACGACGGCAACAGCUACAACAACAACAACGACUUGCUUUUUUGGUGAUGAUCAAGUUCGUCUGGUUAAUGGAGAUAUAACAACAAUUAGUGAACUUCGUUCAGGUAUGAAAGUUUAUUCAAUGAAUAAUCGUAAUGAAAUAAUGGAGGAUGAAGUUAUAAUGAUGCUUCAUCGUGAUCCAGAUGAAACGGAUCUAUUUUGUAUUAUCGAAACAAGUAAUCCUAUAUAUACGCUAUCUGUUACUUGUGAUCAUUAUGUGGCUGUUAGUGAUGGUUCAAAGACACAAUAUUUAAUAUCAGAUCAUGUAAAAUCAACAGAACAUUUUGUUUAUGUACACAAUGAUCUAAAUCAUCAACUUGAGCUUAUCCAAGUUACAAAUGUGAACCGUCAAUAUAAAACUGGAUUAUAUGGUUUAACGACAAAUGAAGGAACAUUAAUUGUUAAUAAUAUUGUUGCAUCAUGCUAUAGUAAUGUUACUACAAUUACAAUUGCACAUAAUGUUUUAGGAUUAUUUCGUGUAUAUUACAGAGUAGCUAAAUGGUUUUCUGUUGAAGAACCGUUUAAAAUUCGAACAAAUGGAAUACCAGAACCAAUCAAAUCUCUAUUAGAUAAUAUAACGUUUGUCAUCUUUUGUCAUGAUUUAAUUGUCAAUAGCGUAUUGUUAGUGGAACUUGAAGUGCUAAUUACAAUUAGUUAUUUAGUACAAAUUAUUGUACAAAAAAAUAUCAUAACAAUUGGAAGCACUAAGUGA
Molecule: messenger RNA, 1698 nt
Organism: Adineta steineri
Lineage: Eukaryota; Metazoa; Rotifera; Eurotatoria; Adinetida; Adinetidae
Source: the annotation of a GenBank genome assembly